This is a messenger RNA of Limulus polyphemus (Atlantic horseshoe crab), 1878 nucleotides long. Its product is annotated as techylectin-5B-like. The record is from RefSeq and is a predicted model, not a curated record. The transcript is spliced from 4 exons. Bases 221 to 973 code for a protein of 250 amino acids. Lineage: Eukaryota; Metazoa; Arthropoda; Merostomata; Xiphosura; Limulidae.
UGCAGCAUCCACUAAGUCCACGACGACACUGUUUGCCGUCUUUACUGUUCUAUAACGACGACGGUCAGUGUUUGCUUUUUUCGGUGUCUCGUAACGACGACGAUUAGUGUUUGCUUUCUCAUUUUACUGUCGAGCAUCUUGGUAGAACAAUGUUAUUUAUAAUGACAACAGAAUUAACUUGUUAAAUAUCUACGUGAUAAAGUAUACCGUUUUUACGCUGAUGAACAUGAUGCUGUUGCUAGGUUUUUCUUUAGCUACACUGGUCUUCAGUCUCACCUCUGGUGAUUUUUCUUUGGCUAACGAUAAAAUUACCUGCAAGCCUGAAGACUGUUACGAUAUCCGGCGUCAGGGGUUUUAUGAGAGCGGUGUGUACAUUAUCUGGCCUCGCUACUUUAAUCGACCUGUCCAGGCUUACUGUGACAUGAUUACCGAAGGAGGAGGGUGGACUGUUCUCCAGAGGAGAGAUGACAUUGAGCCCAGAAAGGAUUUCUACUUAACCUGGGAAUACUAUAAACACGGGUUUGGAAACAUAACACAAGAAUUUUGGAUAGGUAACGAACUAUUUUUUGCAUUAACAAAUAAAGGAGAUAUGACUCUUCGAGUAGACAUGGAAGCAUUUGAUGGGGAGAAAAAAUAUUCCAGGUAUUCAAAAUUUCUUGUGAGGAGCGAAAGAGAGCUAUACAAAAUGACAAUCGGCUCUUAUCAAGGAAAUGCAGGUGACUCUCUUUCUUACCACAACGAAACUCGGUUCUCCACCAAAGAUAGAGAUAACGACAACUCGUCUUCUAAUUGUGCUGUAAGUCGAUUUGGCGCAUGGUGGUUCAGAGAUUGUGCACAUAGCCAUCUGAACGGUGUCUACACGUCUGGAGGAAAAACUGAGGCUAAUGACCACGGCGUAUUCUGGUAUAAUUUCAGAAGCGAUUGGAAGUUUUCACUGAAAAGGUCUGAGAUGAAGAUCAGGCCUGAAUUUUAGAUGGUGCUGAAGCUGAGAACAUCAAGUUAAUAUGGACUAAUUUUAAAAUGGAAGUUUAUAAUUUUGAUCAAUCAUCACAAAGUUUUCUGUUUGGGUUUUAUUUAGGUUGCCUUUUAUUACAUGACAUGCCAAGAUCAUUUUAACCCGUGAAAUAAAUAUACUAAUUGUGUAUAAAAAUUUAUGUUUAAAAACAGGGAAGAAACAACACCAUGUUUAUCUCUUUACAUUUAACACUCAGGUUACUGACGUGUUUUAUACAGUUCACUGCAGGUGGGGAUCUAGAUUUUGCAUCGUACUAAGUAAUUUAAUGUUUUUGCCUAUUACAACACAGAUUGUAAAGAACUGGCCAACAGAAAUGGAGUAAAAUCACUCUUUUGUUUAUGUAAAAUACAUAGGGAAUUCCAGCAGUAAUUUAAAUUAAAUAAUUAUAAUAUUGACGGCAUAUUUGUCUGGAUGUUUUGUGUGACUCGUGUAACCAACGGAUACACAAGUUUAAAAAAAUCAAUGGGUUGGGCAUCGCCGAUACUUUUUUGGUUAAAUGCGAAGACGUGUUGGUUCGUGAGCUGUUUACGACUUAUGCAAAUGAAGCAGAGAAUCAACACUGGAUACAUGAUCAUCACUGACAAUAUUCCUACGAUGUGUGCUGUUUGUUAACCGGUAUUCGAAUUUAAAAUUCACAAUAAAAUUUAGAUAGAUGUUAAUUAAAACGAUGAAUAAAAUAGGUGUUUAUUAUGUCAGGUUUAUUUGUUUUUCAUGGUGAUGAAUAUAAAGUUUUCAAUAAUACAUCAUGUCAUUGUUGCUGUCAAAUUACAAAAGUAUAAAAAUAAAUUAAGAGGUGAUAUCUUAUGUUUUCUAAACUGCUAAUAUUGUUGAUUUAUAAUUAGAUAAAUAUUUACAGUUUUGAC